AAUUUUUUUUUCUUAAAAAAAAAAUGUUGAAAUAUAAUUUUUGUCGAUGGUUUUCUUCUUCGUUAAUUUCAAAAUACAAUUUUACUGGCUCUUUAAAUAGUCAUUUUAAAUUUCAUGAAUAUGUAGUUAAUGAUGAUGAAUCAGACAUGAGACUUGAUCGAUAUUUGCAUUUAAGAACAAAUCUUCCAACUUCAACGAUUCAAAAAAAAAUUCGUAAAAAUGAGGUAAAAUUAAAACCACUAGCACAUGAAAAUGAAGAGUUAGAUAGUAAUGAGAUGCGAAUAAAAAAAACAAAAACUCUCUCAUAUAAAGUUCGUCCUGGCGAUGUGGUUUUAGUAAGGAGCACAGAUUUAUAUAAAGAAGCCAAAUUAGUUCGACCCACGAGACUUGCAAUUAAAUCUUUUAGUGAAAAUGAAAUAGAGUCAAUAAGAUCAAUGAUUGUAUAUAAAGAUGAUGAAAUUAUAGUUAUUAAUAAACCACAAGGUCUUGCAACUCAAGGUGGACCGAAAACGCUUAAACAUGUUGAUGGUUUAUUACAUGCAUUGCAGUUUGAUUAUCCUGAUCCUCCGCGGUUAGUUCAUAGAUUAGAUAAGAACACGACAGGUGCUCUUGUCCUUGGUCGAACUAGAUCAGCAGCAGGAAAAUUGUCUCACCUGUUUCGCGAAAGUACAAUAGAAAAAAUGUAUGUUGCUAUUGUUACUAAAUUUCUUCCAAGAAAUCUGGCACACACCAAAAUUAGUAUACCUAUUCGUUAUGGCGGUAAGCCACCCUUUGAAAAAGUCACUUGUAUAUUAGAUAAAGAAUCAUCUUUAAUGGCAAAUUGUAAAACUGCAAUAACAUAUUAUCAGGUAAUUGCAGGAACUGGUAAUUAUUCUUUACUCAGAUUAUAUCCUCAAACAGGGAGGAAACAUCAGCUACGAUCGCAUUGUGCAUAUGUACUCAAAGCCCCUAUUUUAGGAGAUGAUAAGUAUAGAUUGGAUAAAAUUGAUAAAACUAGUACGAGAUCAGAGACAUCAUUUGAACCAAUGUAUUUACAUUUGAAUAGACUUGUCAUACAUGUAAGAAAAAAUAUUUAUAUAUGAUUCUGAAAGGUAAAAAAAAGGAAUGAAUAAAAAUUUACAUUAAAUUAUUUUAAAUUAUUAAUUAGAAUUGGAGAACAAAAGAAGGUAA
Rhizophagus irregularis DAOM 181602=DAOM 197198 is the source of this 1170-nucleotide messenger RNA. Lineage: Eukaryota; Fungi; Glomeromycota; Glomeromycetes; Glomerales; Glomeraceae. The record is from RefSeq and is a predicted model, not a curated record.